AUGGAUACUACGUAUGUAAUACAAACAAAAAAACAGAAGUUAGUGUCUGAUACACUCACCGAUUUCGCCAAAGAAGACUCCCAUGGGCUCAGCUGUCAACCGACUGAUCAGCUUCCAUGCAAUGUCAACGACGAAGAGAGGCGGGAAGAUUUGAACGGGGAUGCGAAACAGAACUCGCCCGAUACUCCUCCGACUAAUAACGAUCCUCGCUCGCCUGCUGCUGCGGAGCAAAACAGCAGCGGAUUUGGAGACGAGAUUGGACCGGAUGAAGAACACAAGAGUACCAAUGAUUUCGAGUCAGACGAAGAAAAUGGAAAUCCAUUUCCUUCCAUUUUUCAGACAGAUAAUCUCACUCAUGCUGAACGUUUGCAAGCAUAUGCAAGUAUUUUCCUGGCAAAAUCGGAAUCAUGGGACGACAGAAGUUUUGAUAUUCAUCAGGAAAUGUAUCUUUUCUUGACUGAAGCAGUCGUGAACUUUUGGACAGGGAUCUGGAAAGUAGAAAAUAAUUGUGACGUUGUUAUUGAGACCGACCAUGCUCCACAUCCAGAAAGCCGACAACAGCACCUGAAGGCCAAAGUGCACAUCAGUGAACCCUUCCUGUGCAUGCUUGAUGGAGCUCUCUGCACUGAGGAAAACUCUGAGGAGAGAGAUGAAGUGGAAAGGAAGAUAAGAGGAAUUCUAGAGAAAUCAGAGGGACUUGUUGACCUCACAGACCUCUAUCCUGUCUACAACAAAACUGGCCUGCUAGACAACACUGCCUUGGCUAUUGAACAUGCUAGGUUCUUCUACCAAAAUCUUUGGAGACCUAUGGAUGAUGAGGAUGAACUAAGUGGAUCAAAAUACAUGGAUAAAUAUCUCAAACCAAGACUAAAAUUCGUAUAUGACGUCAAGGAGAAGCGAAUUCCAGCCCACAUUGUAAGAAAGCACCAGAUGGCUCUUUCUGAAUGUCUCGACAAAUACGACCGCAUCGCCUCUCUUCAGGCUCAGCUGGAAGAUGGUGAUGGUAGCGAAGGCGGUGUUGAUGAACUGGACAUGAAUGAGAGCUGUAUGGUGGUUGACAUCAUGGGGCUUAAUGAAGAGAUUGAAGUCCUUAAGAUGAAGAUGGAGAAACUUGAGAACCCUGUCUUGAGGUCUUUGAUGGAUAUCCCAAAUGCAAUGCUAUCAGAGAGGAGUUAUUUGGGAAGCCAAAGUAGAGCGGACAGCUUGCCAAAGACAUUCCUAGUCACUGAGACAUUAACUGCCGGUAUGAUACAGAAUCUCAACCUAGGUCCUGAUGUGGUCUUAGAGCACUGCAGAUCACCCGGAGAAGCGCUGUCAAGGUCUUACAACGGUGACACCAUCUUAAUCUUCCCUGGUUCCUACACUGGUGAAAGAUUCUAUACCCUCCAGCACUCUGUCACUAUCAAGGGAGUAGGAAAAAGGAAGGAUAUUAUCAUCCGAUGUGAAGAGUUGGCUGACAUCUUCUUGGACUGUGACACGUCUGGGGCUGUGAUUUCUAACCUGACCUUAGAAGAUGAUAACAGUGCCACCAGUGAGGGCCUCAUUGCUGUGCGUGCAGGAGGCAGUUUAAUAAUGAAUGGCUGCUUGCUCCAGAGUGGAGGAACAGGUGUUAAUGUCUUCAGAGGAGGUUCUCUAGAGAUGACAGGAUGCGAGAUCAAAGACAUCCAGAGGAAUGGAGUGAGGUGCAAGGCAGGUUCAUCUGUUAUCAUCUCUGAUACAAACAUCCAUCGUUGUGGGUUACACCAGUUUGCCGAGGAAGAUGGCAGUGAUGUUGCUGAUAUCACCAAGGACAGUCUAACAGCCGGUAUAAUGGUUGAGAUCCAGGAGAGCGAUGAAAAAGACGAUAAGACGACUCUAACCCUGGUCGAUACCAAGGUCUAUGAUAACCAUGGUGCAGGAAUGGCCCUCCUUGUAGGAUCAAACAAAGAAGAGGAACCGGAACCCAUCACCACCGAUGUCAUCGGGUUAAUCUCUGGUGUCAAUGUUCUUGACAUGAAGAAUAAUGAUUUCAAGGAUAACUUACUUGGAGAUGCAAUGCUAGCACAUUUUGUUGAUGAUUAGAUGUUCUUGAUGUGAAGAAAAUGAUUUCAAGGAUAACUUAAUUGGAGAUGCAAUGCUGGCACGUUUUGUUGAUGAUUAGCUGUUCUUGAUGUGAAGAAUAAUGAUAUCUAGGAUAACUUACUUGGAGAUGCAGUGAUGGCACGCUUUGUUGAUGAUUAAAAGUUCUUGACGUGAAGACUAAUGACAUCAAGGAUAUCUUACUUGGAGAUGCAAUGAUGGCAUGCUUUGUUGAUGAUUAAAAGUUCUUGACGUGAAGAAUAAUGACAUCAAGGACAUCUUACUUGGAGAUGAAAUGCUGCCUGGCACGCUUUGUUGAUGAUUAGAUGUUCUUGAUGUGAAGAAUAAUGAUUUCAAGGAUAACUUAAUUGGAGAUGCAAUGCUGGCAUGCUUUGCUGAUGAUUAAAAGUUUUUGACGUGAAGAAUAAUGACAUCAAGGAUAUCUUACUUGGAGAUGCAAUGAUGGCACGCUUUGUUGAUGAUUAGCUGUUCUUGAUGUGAAGAAUAAUGAUAUCUAGGAUAACUUACUUGGAGAUGCAAUGAUGGCACGCUUUGUUGAUGAUUAGAUGUUCUUGAUGUGAAGAAUAAUGAUAUCUAGGAUAACUUACUUGGAGAUGCAAUGAUGGCAUGCUUUGUUGAUGAUUAAUAGUUCUUGACGUGAAGAAUAAUGACAUCAAGGAUAUCUUACUUGGAGAUGAAAUGCUGCCUGGCGCACUUUGUUGAUGAUUAGAUGUUCUUGACAUGAAGAAUAAUGAUUUAAUGGAUAACUUACUUGGAGAUGCAAUGCUGGCACGCUUUGUUGAUGAUUAGAUGUUCUUGAUGUGAAGAAUAAUGAUAUCUAGGAUAACUUACUUGGAGAUGCAAUGCUGGCCUGCUUUGUUGAUGAUUAGAAAUUUAUUUGUACCAUGCAUAGUAGAGUGUAGGAAUGUUAACAGAGGGCUUCACUCCCUUGUCUGUUGAGAACCUUGAUGGCCAGAAUACACAAAGUUCGUUUUGAAACAGAGGUUGAAAACCAUGGUUAAUUACAUAUGCUCCUGUGACAGUUGCUCCAGGCCUUAUCUUAUCCAAGUUGUAGGGUUAGGGUUGCAAUAUGGGUUUACGUUGGGAUAAGGGUUACGAUGAGGAGUAGGGUAUAGUCAUAAAUCCAGGGUUGAAGUUAGUCAUUCGAUUAGUGAGUGGAAUCUACAGCAGAGCAGUUGUCUCUAGAGCAAAUGUCAUGGAAUUGGUUUAUGCAAAAAAAUUUCAUGCAUUGAAUUAUACGUGUAUAAUGACAAAGCGGCCGAUCUUGAACGCACAUGUUUAUCACAGGGCGCUGAUCUGGCCUAUGAUUUCAUUCGCCUCUGCAUUAAUUACUGGAUGCUUACUUCAUGGGGGGGGGUGUCAUGGUCUAGUGGUUAUGACUCCUGUCUUUCAAUCUGAGGAAUGUUGGUUUGAUUCCCAGCCAUGCAUGUUUUCCUUCAUCAAGAAAUUUACCCCCAUUGUGCUGCACUCAACCCAGGUGAGGUAAAUGUGUACCGGCAGGAAGUAAUUACUCAAAAACAUGUGAGCACCAUAACUGGUAGACUAGCUUAGCCAGGUGGAUACAUGCGCUUUUCAAAUCCUGUAUUAUUUAUUUAUUAUUGCUUGAUGCCAAACUAAACGCAGUCAAAGAAUGAAAUCUGCAAAAAGCAUGUUGUGUAUUUAAAACCAGCUUUGUGAAUUCAGCCCAUUAGGCUUUUGUAUUCUUCAACUCAGCUGCUUGCUUGUCAGUUAAUUAUUCUGAUUCAAAAUUUCUUUUGUCAUCUCAAAUUUUGAAUUUGUGGCAUAGCAUCAGUAUGUUGUCAUUGUCUCGCCUGCAUAGCAGAGCGAGACUAUAGGCGCCGCUUUUCCGACGGCGGCGGCGUCAACAUCAAAUCUUAACCUAAGGUUAAGUUUUUGAAAUGACAUCAUAACUUAGAAAGUAUAUGGACCUAGUUCAUGAAACUUAAGCAUAAGGUUAAUCAAGUAUUAGUGAACAUCCUGCUUGAGUUUCAGGUCACAUGACCAAGGUCAAAGGUCAUUUAGGGUCAAUGAACUUUGGUCAAGUUGGGGGUAUUUGUUGAAUUACUAUCAUAACUUUGACAAUUUAUGGAUCUUGUUCAUGAAACUUGGACAUUAGGUUAAUCAAGUACCACUGAAUAUCCUGUGCGAGUUUCAGGUCACAUGACCAUGGUCAAUGGUCAUUUAAGGUCAAUGAACUUUGGCCGUGUUGGGGGUAUUUGUUAAAUUACCAUCCUAACUCUGAAAGUUUAUGGAUCUAGUUCAUAAAACUUGGGAUAUAAGAGUAAUCAAGUAUCACUGAACAUCCCCUGUGAGUUUCAGGUCACAAAACCAAGGUCAAAGGUCAGUUAAGGUCAAUAAACUUAGGCCAUGUUGGGGUAAUUGUUGAAUUGCCAUCAUAACUUUGAAAGUUUAUAGAUAGAGUGAAUGAAAUGUGGACAUGGGUGUAGUUGACAAGUCUUAAGUCACCGUUCAAAUGUCAUUUAUGGUCAAUGAACGUGGUAUUAUGUCAUUAUAUGAAUGGUGUUUUUGUGAAUGAUUAUUUUAUAGUAGUUUUCAAAGUUAGCACUGCUGCUAUAUUAAAUCGCGUAAUGCAGGCGAGACUGCCAGAGGCGUUCCACUUGCUUUAGGCCUAAAAGUGAGAUUUUUUUUUCUUUUUGAGACUUUCAAAUGGAAUUGCCAGUACUACAAAUACAUGGUUGUGGUUGGUGUUGUUUCAGUUCCUUGAGCACAUAAUACAUGUUGAUUUCUUGCUAUAAAAACAUUUUUUUUUUUUUUUUUACUGAUACACAGAAGUAAUAAAUGAUUAUACUUUUUGUCUCGCCCACCAGAGGUGAAGGCGAGACUUAGGGAUCCAAAUGUCGUCGUCCGUCCGUCACAAAGCUGUAAUGACACAUAACUCCACAACCGUAAGUCGCUUUUCAACCAAACUUGGAUGGUAGAUGGACUUGGGGGACCUGCAUGUUAUGCUGCAGUCUGAGGUCACAUGGUAAGGUCAAAGGUCAUUUUCAGGUCAACGUUAAAGUUUACAUGCAAGACUCUCUUAUGACACCUAACUCCGCAACCGUAUGUCGCUUUUCAACCAAACUUGGUUGGUAGAUGGACUUGGGGGACCUGCAUGUUAUGCUGCAGUCGGAGGUCACAUGGUAAGGUCAAAGGUCAUUUUCAGGUCAACGUUAAAGUUUACAUGCAAGACUCUCUUAUGACACCUAACUCCGCAACCGUAAGUCGCUUUUCAACCAAACUUGGAUGGUAGAUGGACUUGGGGGACCUGCAUGUUAUGCUGCAGUCUGAGGUCACAUGGUAAGGUCAAAGGUUAUUUUCAGGUCAACGUUAAAGUUUACAUGCAAGACUCUCUUAUGACACCUAACUCCACAACCGUGAGUCGCUUUUCAAUCAAACUUGGAUGGUAGAUGGACUUGGGGGACCUGCAUGUUAUGCUGCAGUCGGAGGUCACAUGAUAAGGUCAAAGGUCAUUUUCAGGUCAACGUUAAAGUUUACAUGCAAGACUCUCUUAUGACACUUAACUCCGCAACCGUAAGUCGCUUUUCAACCAAACUUGGAUGGUAGAUGGACUUGGGGGACCUGCAUGUUAUGCUGCAGUCUGAGGUCACAUGGUAAGGUCAAAGGUUAUUUCCAGGUCAACGUUAAAGUUUACAUGCAAGACUCUCUUAUGACACCUAACUCCGCAACCGUAUGUCGCUUUUCAACCAAACUUGGUUGGUAGAUGGACUUGGGGGACCUGCUUUUAAUGCUGCAGUCGGAGGUCACAUGAUAAGGUCAAAGGUCAUUUUCAGGUCAACGUUAAAGUUUACAUGCAAGACUCUCUUAUGACACCUAACUCCGCAACCGUAAGUCACUUUUCAACAAAACUUGGAUGGUAGAUGGACUUGGGGGACCUGCAUGUUAUGCUGCAGUCGGAGGUCACAUGAUUAGGUCAAAGGUCAUUUUCAGGUCAACGUUAAAGUUUACAUGCAAGACUCUCUUAUGACACUUAACUCCGCAACCGUAAGUCGCUAUUCAACCAAACUUGGAUGGUAGAUGGACUUGGGGGACCUGCAUGUUAUGCUGCAGUCUGAGGUCACAUGGUAAGGUCAAAGGUUAUUUCCAGGUCAACGUUAAAGUUUACAUGCAAGACUCUCUUAUGACACCUAACUCCGCAAUCGUAUGUCGCUUUUCAACCAAACUUGGUUGGUAGAUGGACUUGGGGGACCUGCAUGUUAUGCUGCAGUCGGAGGUCACAUGAUAAGGUCAAAGGUCAUUUUCAGGUCAACGUUAAAGUUUACAUGCAAGACUCUCUUAUGACACCUAACUCCGCAACCGUAAGUCACUUUUCAACAAAACUUGGAUGGUAGAUGUACUUAGGGGACCUGCAUGUUAUGCUGCAGUCGGAGGUCACAUGGUAAGGUCAAAGGUCAUUUUCAGGUCAACAUUAAAGUUUACGUCCAAGGCUCUGAUGACAAGUGUUAUUCCAUCCCAGUCAUUUCACAAUGAAGUUUCGAUAUAAUUCUCUUGCGUGCCCUCACAAAUCACAAUAUUUCUGGUUAUUUUCAUAAGUGGGCGAGACACAAAAUUGCAUUUGCCUUGUUUUGAAUUAUGACUGUUCUUGGAAAAAAAAUGUCUAAAAUUUAAAUUUGACUUCUAGCUCUCAGCCCUAAAGAAAUCAUUACUUUAUAUUGUCCUGUUUAACUCAGCGUUUGUGUUUGUAUGUUUCAUAGCUGUGCAAGAUUUAUCAUUCUGGAAAGGAACAAAAGAAAAGUACUGAAAUAUGCCAAAGAUUCUGUUUUUUCUAAUACAUAGUUUUUGCUGUUGAACUAAUGAAAUAUUUAUUUUUAUUCUGAGUCAAUGUUGUUGUAUAG
Messenger RNA from Lytechinus pictus (painted urchin), 6935 nucleotides. RefSeq names its product SHC SH2 domain-binding protein 1-like. NCBI's taxonomy places the organism in Eukaryota, Metazoa, Echinodermata, Echinoidea, Temnopleuroida, Toxopneustidae. Gene Ontology annotation, biological process: spermatogenesis; male meiosis cytokinesis. The coding region runs from base 1 to 2061 and encodes 686 amino acids. The record is from RefSeq and is a predicted model, not a curated record. The transcript has 10 exons.